ACCGACACUGCAGCCGAAAUGCUUGUAAAACUAGGCGCUGAUAUCCGCGCAAGAGACUCCACAGGCACCACUCCUCUCCAUGCUUUCGCAGCCAAAGGCCACACAAACGCGCUGAAAGCAGCCAUCCAUCUCGGCAAAGCAGACGUCAACGCCACAACAAAACAUCAACAGACACCACUGCACCUCGCCAGCCAGAACGGCCACACAGAAGCAGCCUCACUGCUCAUGUACGCGGGAGCGUUCCCCGACGCCGCCGACGCAGAGGGCAUGCGGCCACUGCACCACGUCGCCAAACACGGGCACGCGGCGCUAUGCCAGCUCCUACUCCCACACGUCAUCGACCCAAGCGCGCCCGCAAAGGACUGCUGGCGCCCACUGCACCACGCGGCGCAGCAGGGGCAGGCGGACGUCGUGCGCGCGCUGCUC
Molecule: messenger RNA, 426 nt
Organism: Aplosporella prunicola CBS 121167
Lineage: Eukaryota; Fungi; Ascomycota; Dothideomycetes; Botryosphaeriales; Aplosporellaceae
Exons: 1
Cellular component (GO): cytoplasm
Molecular function (GO): protein binding
Source: RefSeq, a predicted model, not a curated record